GGCUCCCUGUCCUCAGACUCACGUUUGCAGAGGGCACCCCGAGGGGAGAAACCAAGGCUUGGGCUUUAGCAUUGGGAUGGCUUAAGUCUGCUCACCUGGACCCCGGGUUGAGUCACCACCUGAGCACCUGCUGGGAUGACUCAGGAAACCGAACCGGCCUACCUCCAAGACAGUGUUGGCCCAGGGGCAGGUCAGGGCUUUGAGGAGCAAUAGGCACAAGAAAAGGGUUUGGGGUAGGGGGUGGGGUGUUCCCAACUUCCUCCUCGCUCAAUUGGGACCCUGAGGGCUUUUGAUUCCCCUGUGCCCCAUCCCAUUGUGCGGAGAAAUUGACUUUAAAUUGCCGGAGCUGCAGCAGGGAGGGGAAGGCGUGCAGCGCUCCUGGGGCUGGAUGGCUUGACUUCUGGGUCUUGGGUGGGGAGGGGGCGUGGUGCCCCGAGGGGAGUGUUGGGGGCUGGGAAGAACAGGACACCUGGGUUUGCCCGAGGGAGGGGGACGUUGGCGCCCUUAAGGAGGCGCGGUCUGCGGGGAGGGAGUGGGGAGGAGUCUGGUUAAAAGCCGUUCCCGGGUCUGGCCCACCCGCCAGCCACAGACGUAGAGGGCAGGUGAGAGUGGCGGUGGCGUCCGGGCCCGGGACUGCUCGGGACGCUCGGAGGCCGGGCGCGCCGCGGCGGCAGGCGGGCUGGGGCGGACGCCUCGCGGCGUCGGGAGCGGAGCGCGCAGCCUGCUCCUUGCGGGGUGCCCGGCGGCGGGUCGAGCGCCGGCUUUCCCAGGUGCACCUCAUUGGUUGGGAGCAGGGGCUCCAUUCUCAGGACUCUGAACUUGGGGACGACGCUACUUUUUAGGGAGACGAGUUCCUCUGGAACGACUCGAGACUAGGAAGACACUUGCAUUUUAAGGACCUCGGGUUUGGGUACCGACGUUGCGCUUCGGAAGGGAGGGCGCGCGGGACGCCCUCUCGAGUUUUCCCUCCUCACCCCGCCCCACGCCCCCAUGGCGCUUCCCGGCCCUCCCCACGACCAGGUCUGGAGCCUGCAGACUCCUGCCCCCGCGGCUCCUACCAACUCGCCCUCGGGCUGCCAGGAGCGGGAGGGCGCCGGGAGCCCAGGAGUCUCCGGGGGGCUCCCCCUGGAGAAGGUGAAGCGGCCCAUGAACGCGUUCAUGGUGUGGAGCUCCGCGCAGCGCCGCCAGAUGGCGCAGCAGAACCCGAAGAUGCACAACUCGGAGAUCUCCAAGCGCCUGGGCGCGCAGUGGAAGCUGCUGGGCGAGGACGAGAAGCGGCCCUUCGUGGAAGAGGCCAAGCGGCUGCGCGCCCGGCACCUGCGCGACUACCCCGACUACAAGUACCGGCCUCGGCGCAAGGCCAAGAGCUCCGGCGCCGGGGCGCCCCACUUCGGCGCGGGGAGCGGCAGCGUGGCUGCUGGCGGGCCGGUCUGGGGCCCCGGGUUCGCGACCACCCAGGGGAGCAGAGGCUUUGGGUACCAGCCGCCCAACUACUCCACAGCCUACCUGCCCGGCGGAUACGGCUCUUCCCACUGUAAACCAGAGACGACCUCACCGUGCUCUCUCCCUCAGAGUAACCCCCGGCUCCAGGGAGAGCUGCUCCCCCACUAUAACCCCUACCUCCCCCCAGGCUCUCCCACUCCGUACAACCCUCCCCUGUCGGGGUCCCCCCUGCCCCUGACCCACCUCUAACCCUGGUGGACAGGGACCUCCCAGGAAGGGCCCCUUCCUCCCCCUCCUCCUCUGUCUUCACCCAGAACCUCCCACCCCCACCCCAAGCUGCAAACCCUCCUUUAGAACUCUGUUGGACCCCAGUUCAGAGGAGGCCUGUGCUGUGGUCCCCAUCUGCGCUGCCACCUCCCCCCCAUAACACACUU
Mustela lutreola (European mink) is the source of this 1877-nucleotide messenger RNA. It is a transcript of the gene SOX15, whose product is annotated as SRY-box transcription factor 15. Gene Ontology annotation, biological process: cell differentiation; negative regulation of transcription by RNA polymerase II; anatomical structure morphogenesis. NCBI's taxonomy places the organism in Eukaryota, Metazoa, Chordata, Mammalia, Carnivora, Mustelidae. The transcript has 2 exons. The coding region runs from base 991 to 1692 and encodes 233 amino acids. Gene Ontology annotation, molecular function: RNA polymerase II cis-regulatory region sequence-specific DNA binding; DNA-binding transcription factor activity, RNA polymerase II-specific. The record is from RefSeq and is a predicted model, not a curated record.